Lentinula edodes (shiitake mushroom) is the source of this 1449-nucleotide messenger RNA. Its product is annotated as hsp90-like protein. Gene Ontology annotation, molecular function: protein kinase binding; heat shock protein binding; protein-folding chaperone binding. Gene Ontology annotation, cellular component: cytoplasm. The transcript has 5 exons. The record is from RefSeq and is a predicted model, not a curated record. NCBI's taxonomy places the organism in Eukaryota, Fungi, Basidiomycota, Agaricomycetes, Agaricales, Omphalotaceae. Bases 1 to 1449 code for a protein of 482 amino acids. Gene Ontology annotation, biological process: protein stabilization; protein folding.
AUGCCACUGAAUUAUUCCAAGUGGGACCAGCUCGAACUUUCAGAUGAUUCUGAUAUCGAAGGCCAUCCCAAUGUCGACAAGAAAUCUUUGAUUCGCUGGAAACAACAAGACAUACAUGAAAAGCGAGAGCAGCGAAAACAAAAGAUUGCACAUCUCCAGGCCCAGAUUGCUUGCAACAAAGUGCUUUACCCUCGUAUCCAGGACAUCUACACCCGUCUUUCCUCUACUUCCGAGUCUACUUCGCCUACUGUGUACUUCAACUCAUUGUAUGAGCAACUGGGGAAGAACCCGUCUAAAGAUUGUCCUCCCGGGAACGAUCCCAACAAGCUCGAGCACACAUACGAUGGGAUGCUGUUGUCGCUUCUACAGCAGGUCAGUACUCAGGCGAAAGACAAGAUCAAAGACGCUUCGGUACUGGAAAGUGAGAAGGACGAGAAGUUGACGAAGGCGCUUGUAGAUGGGAUGAAGUUUCAUGUCGAUCAACUUGGAAAUACGAUUCAGAAAGACGAAGCAGAGCUCGCAGCUGAGUUGAAGGAACAGAAAAAACACAUCACUAGUGACGAUCUGCAUGAUGGAUUUUCAAGCAAGUACAUACCUCCCAAACCGGAGCCUGCCCCAGUACCUCUCAAGAAGAUCGAAAAACCAAAAACCACUACUUCCACCACGGUCGAGUUCGAAACGCUCAACCCGGAAGCGUCUGGCUCCAAACUACCUUCAUCCAGCGUUCUGACCGAAGAUGAUGAUGCUCUUCCUGAGCUAACUCCCACUCUCGCAGAGUUCUCCAAAAUCCCAUACCGGGGGUUCGAAAAGUCGUUCGAAUUCAUCCAGAAACAUCGCGAUGUUAUCGUUCAAGGUGCCUCAGACGCUUUACUUGUCGCCGCGUUCACAGCUGAGGGCGAAGGGAAGAAGAAGCUCGCGAAGCAAUGCGUCCAUCAAAGUCUGCUCCUCCAAUAUUGCGAAAAGCUCGGUGGGGAUGGUGUUCGCGUGUUCUUCCAAAAGAUGAUCUCAGGCGAUAAACGCGCCGAAAAGGUUUUCUUGGACGAUGUUGAAAGCACAUAUAAUCAUCUUCGCGGACGAGUCGAAGCAUCGAAACAAGAGGAGCUCGCAGGAAAGGAACAAAUCCAGCUCGUCCCCGAAUCACCAGACCAGACUAUCGGCUUUAAUGUUCCGGAAGGUCCUCCCCCGGAAAAGCUUGUCCUGGAAGGUCCCGGAACGGAAGAUAUGGAUAUCGAGGAAGUGAAAAAAGCGCUGCAGCUCCGUUGGGACGUGUUCACUUCUUUCCCGGAACAUCUUCAGAAGGCCUUGCAGGAAGGCAGUCUGGAGGGCGUCAAUAAGGUGUUGGGUGACAUGGAUGUUGCGGAAGCGGAGGAUGUGGUGCAGAAAUUGGAUAUUGCGGGUAUCUUGAGCUUUGCGGAGGGUGGGAUUAGGGAUGAGACUGGAAAAGCGUGA